AUGGCUUAUACUGCCAAGAAGUUAGCCAGACUCUAUAUCUGUGAGAUUGUUAGAUUGCAUGGUGUUCCUAUUUCUAUCAUAUUAGAUAGAGAGAAGGUGAAAUCUAUACGGGAGAAACUUCUAGCAGCUCAGAGCAGGAAGAAGGAGUAUGUUGACCGGAAGGUCAGAAACUUGGAAAUUAUGGAGGGAGAUCAAGUAUUGUUGAAGGUUUCACCCAUGAAGAGUGUGAUGAGGUUUGGUACGAGAGGUAAGCAUAUUCUGAGGUAUAUUGGGACGUUUGAAGUUCGUAAGCAUGUGGGAGAGGUGGCCUAUGAAUUGACUUUGCCUCCAGUCUUGUCAAGACUGCACCUAAUGUUUCAUAUGUCUAUGCUGAAGAAAUAUCAUGGUGAUGGGAACUACAUUAUACGCUGGGAUACGGUCCUGCUUGAUGAGAAUUUGUCUUAUGAAGAGGAGCAUGUAGCUAUUCUAGAUAGUGAGGUCCGCAAGUUGAGGUCAAAGGAGAUUGCUUAUGGGAAGGUUCAGUAG
Messenger RNA from Solanum verrucosum, 525 nucleotides. RefSeq lists its product as uncharacterized. NCBI's taxonomy places the organism in Eukaryota, Viridiplantae, Streptophyta, Magnoliopsida, Solanales, Solanaceae. The record is from RefSeq and is a predicted model, not a curated record. The transcript has 2 exons. Bases 1 to 525 code for a protein of 174 amino acids.